This is a messenger RNA of Schistocerca gregaria, 7329 nucleotides long. Its product is annotated as fatty acid synthase-like. The transcript is spliced from 37 exons. NCBI's taxonomy places the organism in Eukaryota, Metazoa, Arthropoda, Insecta, Orthoptera, Acrididae. Gene Ontology annotation, molecular function: oxidoreductase activity; phosphopantetheine binding; fatty acid synthase activity. Bases 196 to 6966 code for a protein of 2256 amino acids. Gene Ontology annotation, biological process: fatty acid biosynthetic process. The record is from RefSeq and is a predicted model, not a curated record.
UUCAUUCUGUUUGCGUGGUGCCACACGACACUCAACUUGUGGAUAGUGUUUCAGGCCGCUGAUUGCUGCAGGGUGCGACUCUACAACUUGUCGACAACGGUACGCCAACAAACUUUCUUCUGUGUUCUUUUGAUGUGAACAUCACCACUCUGGAUACACUCGCUGCUGGUCUAUAGUGUAACAGGACUUUCCACAAUGACCAAAGCUUCAGACAGCUCAGCGGCCGGACCAGAUGUCUAUGCAGAAUUUAUUACUGCUGGGAAGAAACUGGCGUCACCACCUCCUGGUGAGGAGCUGGUCAUUAGUGGUAUAUCCGGACAUUUUCCAAAAAGUGUUGGACUCUAUGAGCUCCAGGAUAAUCUUAAGAACUUACCUGAUCUGAUGAGUGAUUAUGGACAUGACUGGCAAGGAGAUGCAUCUAACAUGCCACCUCGCUUGGGAAAAGUACCACAUCCAGAGAAAUUUGAUGCUUCAUUUUUUGGAGCGGAUGCUAUCACAGCUGACAAUGCAGACCCCUUAUUGCGUAUGCAGUUGGAAACUUGCUAUGAGGCCAUUGUGGAUGCAGGAAUCCAUCCACACUCCUUACGAGGUAAACGUGUGGCUGUUAUUACAGCUGGCAUAUUUAGUGAGUCAGAGGUGGCCAUUUUUACAAACGAGAAUGUAGGUAAAGGACUGAUGUACUGCAAUCGUGCAUUGCAGGCUGGAAUGAUUGCCUACUGGCUAGGAGUAAAUGGACCUGCAUAUAUAGCUGAUACAGCAUGCUCUUCAAGUAUGUUUGCCCUGGAUGCUGCCUAUCAAUUUAUACGCACUGGCAAAUGUGAUGCUGCCCUUGUGUCAGGAGCCAAUUUUUGCCUCCAUGAUUUUAGCACAGCACAAUUUGCAAAUCUUGGUGUUCUUAGUAUGGAUGGCGUCUGCAGAAGUUUUGACGAUGGAUGUAAUGGUUAUGUGCGUUCUGAAGCUGUUGGAUCAAUUCUAAUCCAAAAAGCAAAAGAUGCUCGCCGUAUGUAUGGCCAGCUAAUACACGUCCAAACCAACUGUGAUGGAUACAAAACAGAAGGCAUCACUUAUCCUUCAGGUCUCAUGCAGAAAUUACUCCUAAGCCGCUUCUACGAGGAGUGUGGUGUUGAUGUACAAAAUAUUAAAUAUGUUGAAGCUCAUGGAACUGGAACAAAGGCAGGUGAUCCAGAAGAAAUACGAGCAAUAGACAAUGUAUUUUGUUCUGAAAAGACAAGUGACUGCCCACUACUAAUAGGAUCUGUGAAGUCAAAUCUUGGACAUUCAGAACCAGUUUCUGGAUUUGUUUCCAUUGCCAAGGUUAUCCUCAGUAUGGAAUCAGGAAUAAUACCAGCAAAUGCACAUUAUAAAAAACCACGUGCAGGGGUAGCAGCACUGGAAGAAGGUAGAGUAAAGGUUGUAGCAGAACACACACCAUUUCCUGGAGGUCCCGUUGCAAUAAAUUCUUUUGGUUUUGGUGGCUGCAACUCUCACACACUUAUUGCACCAAAUCCUAAAGCAAAAGUGAAUAAUGGUACUCCUAAAGAUGGAUUACCUAGACUAGUUACUGUGUCAGGCAGGACACCUGAAGCUGUGCAUGCAAUUCUCAACCAGGUUGAGUCAAUGAGAAUAGCGGAUGCAGAGUUUGUGAGCCUAUUGCAUGAGUUACAUGUUGCACACAUACCCGGCCAUUUGUAUCGUGGAUAUACCAUUGUACCUGCAGUUUUAGGAAACUGUGGUAGGACAGUAGAGCUGAGCCCUCUGGAGAAGAAAUUUUCAGUACAUGUACUUCUGUCACUGGGAGAAAACAAGUGCCACCCAGCCACAGUUGGUUCUCUAAUGCAAUUCGAUAUAUUUUCUGCUACAAUGAAUGAAUGUUUUAAAGCAUUAAUUCUUGAAGGAGUUGACUUGUUAUUUGCUAUAUUUUCAACUGACGGAGAUGAGUGGGCUCUUCGGAACAGCAUCACUACCUCUGUGCAGAUUGCCCUGCUCAAUCUUUUGAAAACCAUUGGUGUGAAGGUAGAUGUAUUCAUUGGUUCAUGCCCUGCAAAGACUUAUGCUGAAGGAGGCUACACAAUUGAAGAAGCUGUACGUGCUGCCUAUGAAUUGGAUAUUGAAGAGCGCCAUGCCAGGUGUGCUUUAAAUGAUGGGUCUGGACCAAGACAAGCUCGGACUAUGACUGCACUUUAUGACUCAGAUGUGGAUAUAGAUGCAAUUAAAAGCAACUAUGAAAACUUCAGACCUCAAACAAAAGAUAUAAUUGUCCUUGAAAUAUCACCAGAGAGCAAGCUCCCGAAUUCUCUCAAUAUCCUUACUAACAGCCGAACCUUACUGCAGAUUCUUGGCAGAUUGUACCUCUCUCAUGUGGACUUGCAUCUAACUGAACUGUAUCCCAAAGUUCAGUAUCCAGUAAGUCGAGGAACAUCCAUGAUAUCUCCAUUCAUCAAAUGGGAACAUUCAGAAGAUUGGUAUGUGGCAUCUGGAAACAACACUUCUGAUAUGUUAGGGGAGCACAGUUUUUCAACUUAUGUGAAGAUGCUGCAAAAAAAGAAUCAUUAUUUAUUUGGACAUUCCAUCGAUGGACGGAACUUGUUCCCAGCUACAGGAUACAUUAUAAUGGUUCUUCAGGGAUACUGUAGGCGUAAGAAUAUUGACAUGUCAAGAAAUGCAGUUGUUUUUGAAGAUGUGCGAUUCCAUAGAGCUACAAAUGUACCCAAAAAUGCGGCACUUGUGUUCCAAGUAAUGACUAGUUCUGGAACUAAUGAAUUUGAAAUUAUGGAGGGAGGAAGUGUCAUUGUGACUGGUCGCUUUUGGUUGGGUGGUGCUCCUAUGUUAAGUGAUGGGCUGGAGCCCCCAAAACCAGCUCCUGGUGUUCCCAUGAAUAAAAAGGAUAUAUAUAAGGAGAUGAGACUCAGGGGCUACAAUUACAAUGGAAUUUUCCGGAGUCUGAUUAGUCUGGAUCCUUCAGCUUCUGUUGGUCGCAUUGCGUGGGAGAAGAACUGGGUUGCAUAUAUGGACAACAUGCUGCAAAUAAACAUCUUCCAGCAGGACACUCGCAACCUGUAUGUCCCAGUACAAAUAAAGAGAAUUGUGGCUGACUUCACGAAGCAUACAGAACUUGCUGCCAAUUGUGAUGAAGAUGGAGCUUUACCUAUUUACUGCUGGAGAGAGCUAAGGUUAGUAAGAUCAGGUGGCUUAGAAAUAUUUGGUCUGUUUGCCAGUCCAGUCCCAAAGCGCCGUAUAACAACAGAACCUGUACUCGAAUAUCAUGGAUUUGUUCCUUACCAAGGGCAGAGCAACCUGAGUCUCAAAGAACUUCUGCGGGUCAGUGUCCAUGUGGCCUUGGAGAACAAUCCAGCGGUGAUGAAGGUGAAGGCUGUUGAACUGCCUGAGGAUAACUGCAAUGAAUUUUUGUCAACUGAAAUUGGAAAUAUUCUUGCAGAUCUUCCUGUCAUACAGGCCAAUCUGACAGUUCUUGAUGAACCCCCAUCAGAUCCACCAGAAGGUGUACAGUUUGAAAAACGUAGCCUCAAAGAGGAAAAUGAUUGCUUGAUGGUCCUGGGCACAGGUUUAAUAUUUGGAAGAAAUUCCCAACAUCUGAAAGAUGCUCUUGCUGCACUUGCUGACAAUGGCUUCAUUAUCUCCAAAGAAACAUUAAAUGGUGAUUUGAGAGAUCUAGAGCAAUCUAUAACUGUUGUAAUGAAUUAUGCAAUACCUGGUGGAAAUGAUCAUCUGAUCGUAGUGAAAAAGAAGGGCAAUCCACGAACAGAUGUUCAAUUUGUGAAUGUAAGUGGAAAUGACUGCACUUGGGUGCCACAACUUAAGUCCUUAAUGCAGAAAGGCAAACACCAAGUUGUUUUGGUUGCACAAGGCAAUAAUAAUAGUGGUAUUCUGGGCCUGACAAACUGCACACGUAUGGAACCUGGAGGCACUCGCGUCAGAUGUGUAUUUAUCAAGGAUCAUAAAGCCCCAGCAUUUGAUCCAAACCUUGAGUUUUAUCAAAGUCAGCUUGCACUGGAUCUAGCAGUGAAUGUGUAUGAGAAAGGCUGUUGGGGCAGUUACCGACAUCUUCCCUUGAAGCCUCCAAAAACUGUGAAGACACCUCAUGCAGUAAAUGUAGUGAAGACUGUUGGAGAUUUAUCCAGUCUUGCAUGGCAGCAAGGAACCUUAAAUCCAGAUAGGGAUAUUAAUACUGAUGAGAUUGUUUUCAUUUAUUAUUCUGCUCUCAACUUCCGUGACAUAAUGACAGCAACAGGUAGACUAGCAUUUGAUGUGGUGAAUCCUGACAGAUGUACACAGGACUGUAUUCAAGGUAUUGAAUUUUCUGGAAGAGACAAAAAUGGUAGACGUGUUAUGGGUAUAGCAACAGGGGGAGGAGCCAUGUCAACAAUGAUAAAAACAAACCCAAAUUUUAUUUGGCAAAUACCAGACAACUGGACAAUGGCAGAUGGUGCUACAGUUCCUGCAGUUUAUUUGACAAUUCUGAUGGCCUUUAAAAAAGGUGGACUUCGUAAAGGUGACUCCGUACUGAUCCAUGCAGGUAGCGGUGGUAUUGGACAAGCUGCCAUCACCUACUGCCUGUUUCAUGGCUGCACUGUUUUCACCACUGUUGGAACACCACAAAAGAAAGAAUUUAUUCUCAAAAACUUCCCACAGGUGCCUGAAUCUCAUAUUGGCAACUCUCGAGACACAUCUUUUGAGGAAAUGGUGAUGAAGGAAACUAAGGGUCGUGGAGUUGAUAUUGUUCUGAACUCCCUUGCAGACGAAAAACUCCAGGCAUCAGUCCGAUGUCUGGCAAGGGGAGGACAGUUUCUUGAGAUAGGAAAAUUUGAUUUGGCGAAUGAUAGCAAACUAGCUAUGGACUUUUUAUCCCGUGAUAUCAGUUUCCAUGGUGUAAUGUUGGAUGCAUUGUCUGAAAAUAUGGUCGAUGAUCUUAUAGCUCUUGGUAAAGAUUUUCAAAAUGCUAUUACUGAAGGCUCUGUGAAACCACUCAUUAAAACUAUUUUUAAGGUGGAUGAAGUUGAGCAAGCAUAUAGGUAUAUGGCAGCUGCAAAGCACAUGGGUAAGGUGUUGGUGGCUGUGCGGGAGGAAGAACAAGAAAAAGUGGUUCGUCCUGCAAUUCUUGAGAUAGAUGCUGAACCACGUUUUUAUUGCAAGCCUGAAUUCACGUACAUCAUUGUUGGAGGUCUUGGUGGUUUUGGAUUGGAGCUAGCUGAUUGGCUAAUCCUGAAGAGAGCCAAAAAGCUUGUACUUACAUCAAGGAAAGGCAUCAGCAAUGGAUACCAAGAGUCAAGACUCAGAUUAUGGCUGAGUUAUGGUGUCAAGGUAAUUGUAUCCACAGAAGAUGUUACAACACAAGAAGGAUGUUACAAACUUUUGACGGAAUCAAACAAAUUAGGUCCAGUUGGAGGCAUUUUCAACCUGGCAGUGGACCUCCAAGAUGGUAUACUGGAGAACCAAACAGUUGAAAGCUUCCAGAAAUCAGCUGGGCCAAAAGCAGUCGCCACCGGUCUAUUGGAUGUAUUCUCACAAAAGCUGUGUCCACAGCUGCAUACGUUUGUUGUUUUUUCAAGUGUAUCCUGUGGUAGAGGCAAUGCAGGACAGUCAAAUUAUGGUUGGAGUAAUUCAGUGAUGGAACGCAUUUGUGAAGAACGUCACUCUAAAGGAUUACCUGCUCUCGCCAUCCAGUGGGGGGCUGUUGGUGAUGUGGGCAUUGUUGCAAACAUGCAAGAAGAUGACAAGGAAAUUAUUAUAGGAGGUACACUGCCCCAGAAAAUUACAUCCUGCUUAUCACUGCUGGAUACAUUCUUUCUCCAGCCAUGUCCUAUUGUGGCCAGUAUGGUUGUAGCUGAGAAACGUGGAGGACUAUCUCAGUCAUCUGGUAUACUUGAAUAUGUUGCUAAUGUGUUGGGAAUCAAGGAUUUGAAAACUGUAAAUCACAACGCACCACUGGCAGAGUUGGGAAUGGAUUCCAUCAUGGCUGUAGAGAUCAAGCAAGCUGUGGAAAUCACAUUUGAAAUAUUCUUGACUGCAGAAGAAGUCCGAAAUUUAACCCUUUCAUCAAUUGUCGAAAUGGCCAAAAAUUCAGCAGCUAAACCAGAAGUAACAAUUCCUUUAGGAGAUCAAGCAAUAUCUUCUGACAUCAAAGUAUCAGCUGCUCUCAUGAAACUGGAAUCAAUGAAGACAUGUAAACCACUUAAACACCCGUGCCUGCCAGGAAGCCACAAUGUAUAUGUAUUCCCAGGAAUUGAGGGAGAUCCAGAAACUAUGCCUAUUCUCUCAUCAAAGAUUUGUGCAGCUUCCCUGAAAUGUUUUCAGCAUGGAUUCUAUGAGGAAAAUGAAUACAGGAGUAUACAUGAGAUCGCGGAGAUUGCUCUGCCAUAUAUACUAGACGAUUUGUCAAGAGUGCCAACAUUUGCAAUUGUUGGUUUUUCAUUUGGUGGCCUAAUAGCGCUAGAACUAACAGCACUACUGGAAUCAAAAGGGUACAAAGGUACCUUGGUUUUGAUUGACAGCAGUCCCGACUUCAUAAAAACAACUAUAUUGCAAAUGGGAAAAGACUAUUUUCUCUCAUGUCUUACGGGUUUUCUGCCUGAAACUUCAACAGCUAAAUUACAGACUCAGGCUGCUGGCUUGGAAAAAUCGGAACAGGUGGAGAUUGCUAUGAAACUGUUUCCAGAUAGUGAAAUUCAGAACAGUCGUCAAGCACGUGCAUUUUGCUCAACAAUUGCCAGUCGUUUGUCAGAAGUUGUCAAUGGAAGUGAUCCAUACAAAACUAUUCAGUCUCCAGUAACCCUAAUUAAGUCAACAGGAGGUGCCAUCUCUGAUAUUGGUGAAGCAUAUGGCCUGGAAAAGAUGUGCAAAAAUAUUGUUGGAAUCCACACUAUUACUGGAACACAUUUCUCUAUUGUAGCAGAGGCUGAAACUGCAAAUAUAAUCAACAAUGAGCUAGAGAAGUUAAAUAAACAGUGAUACUAAUACAGUCAUCAGUUUAUUUUGUAUGUGUACAAUCAUUUGACAGCUUCAACAAUUGCAGUCAUAAUGAUGUUAAUGAGAUAUGUAUUUGCUUUGAGUAAAGGCAUGUUACCAAGAACUGGUGUGCCUUCAUUAUUAUUUAUAUUAGUCAGAUUGUACCUUGCCUAAUGCACACCAGAAAACUAAAAGACUGUUUUAGAUCAGUCACCCAUUAUCACAUAUCAUGAUCAUGUCAAAACAACUUUUUGAUUAGCCAUUUCUCUAUAAAGGGAUGGCUCUUAAAUUAUAGAAUAUUAAAUCACUAUUGUAUAUUGUAAACUCAUGCCAUUAAUUUAAAAUACAAUUCUGAAACAGUAAUAA